This is a messenger RNA of Drosophila willistoni, 1098 nucleotides long. RefSeq names its product uridine phosphorylase 1. Bases 125 to 1024 code for a protein of 299 amino acids. Gene Ontology annotation, molecular function: uridine phosphorylase activity. Lineage: Eukaryota; Metazoa; Arthropoda; Insecta; Diptera; Drosophilidae. The transcript has 6 exons. Gene Ontology annotation, cellular component: cytoplasm; cytosol. The record is from RefSeq and is a predicted model, not a curated record. Gene Ontology annotation, biological process: nucleotide catabolic process; uridine catabolic process.
ACCAGAGACCGGCAUAACAAGAAAAUGAGCAUUCAGUUCAUCGGGAGCAUUCGAAGUGAUCGCAUCGCAGACUAAUAAUACGUGAAUUUUCUACUAAAUAGUAAGUUCGGAAAAGAAUUUAAAGAUGGCAAAAAGUGUUGAACUGAAGAAUCCUCACUUGAAUGCUAUGAAUUCGGACUAUUUGUAUCAUCUGAAUAUCAAUGUGCCCAACACCAAGGACACCAGCGAUUUUCAAAAGCAAUUUGGCGAUGUCAGAGUUGUUUGCGCGGGUGGCACCAAGAGUCGAAUGUAUGAACUGGCUCUUCAUUUGCGAGAUCUAUUGAAAAUCAAAAAGAAAGAUAGCGAUAUUGUGGAUUUGAGUGAAUCGGGCCAUCGCUAUGCACUGUUUAAAGUUGGUCCCAUUCUUUGUGCUAGCCACGGGGUGGGCUCAUCCACAUUCAGUGUGGUGCUGCACGAGUUGCUCAAGCUGGUCAAGUAUGCCAAGUGCGAGGAUCCUGUUUUCAUACGCGUGGGAACAUGCGGAGGUAUAGGUGUGCCACCUGGCACCGUGGUGGUGACCAAGAAUGCCUACAAUGGAUUGCUACGCAACGAACAUGAGAUCUUCAUACUUGGUGAACGCGUGGUGCGACCAGCUAGAUUUCCUGAGAAUGUUAUCAAGGAUAUUGUGGCAUAUGGUGCAAGCGCCGAUGAUGAUUUCCAGAUUAUAAGUGGCAACACAAUGUCCACGGACUGUUUCUAUGAAGGUCAGGGACGAAUUGAUGGUGCCAUCUGUGAGUACGAUGAGAACGCCAAGAUGUCAUUCCUUAAGAGAUGCCAUGGACUGGGCAUACGCAACAUUGAAAUGGAGGCCACGAUGUUUGCAUCGGUGACCUAUCACGCAGGUGUCAAGGCUGCCGAUAUUUGUGUGACCCUUAUUAAUCGUUUGAAUGGCGAUCAAGUUGAGAUCACCAUGGAGACUAAGAAGACUUAUGAAUCGCGCCCAUUCCUUGUGGUGGGACGUUAUGUUAAGAAGCUGUUGGAGUGAACCAAAUAAUGCGAGUUUAUUCAUUUCAUUUCAAUUAUAUUCCAUUUUACUUCAUUAAAGCUCUUCGAUGAGAA